AACAUUUUUGCCGUCGUCUUGCUGUCUUGCCGGGUACAUGGCGAGACCUAAACACGCCGAUCCUUCCGAUUGAAGGUUUAUACAUUCGCCGGAACUUCUAGCUGAUUCAUUCCUUUAGGCUUUUGUCUUCUUAAUCAUUGAGCAGCGAAGGAGAUGCUGCAAAUGUUUUCUCCAAGUGGCCGGAUCCAUUUGCACCAUCACCGGCGAUGGCUACCAACGAAGCUCCCGUACCCUCUUACCCUGUUCACGGUUCUAUGGAUGCUCGUUUUCGGGUCUAUCUUCGCGUGGCAGAAUAACUCCGUUGACGUGAUCCGGCACUUUGGCCGAAUGGCCCCGCCGAGACUGCCCGUGCCAAGGCUACGGCCUGUGGUUUUCAACCUAACGGACUUUGACGCGGCGGGAGAUGGGAAAACGAUGAACACGGGGGCCUUCGAAAGAGCGGUGGAAACGAUCUCCCGGCUUGCUAAUAGCGGUGGAGGGCAGCUCAACGUGCCGCGAGGGCGGUGGCUCACUGCUCCAUUCAAUAUAACAAGCCACAUCACUAUCUUUCUUGAAGAGGGUGCAGUUCUUCUCGGGAUUCAGGAUGAGAGUUACUGGCCCUUAUUGCGUCCAUUGCCUUCUUAUGGAUACGGAAGGGAGCAUAUAGGACCUCGAUAUGGAAGCCUGAUCCAUGGUCAGCAUCUUAAGGAUGUUGUCAUUACAGGGCACAACGGCAUAAUAGACGGACAAGGUCAAUCAUGGUGGGCAAAACAUAAGAAAAAGCUACUUAACUAUACAAGAGGUCCCCUUGUGCAGUUCAUGUGGUCUAGAGACAUUGUGAUCUCCAACAUUACCCUUCGUAAUUCUCCUUUCUGGACCAUUCAUCCCUAUGACUGCAAAAAUGUGACCUUGUCAGGACUCACCAUUUUGGCUCCACUCCAUGAAGCUCCAAACACGGAUGGUAUUGAUCCAGAUUCUUGCCAAAACAUGUUGAUAGAAAAUUGCUUCAUCAGCGUGGGAGACGACGGCAUCGCCAUCAAGAGCGGCUGGGACCAGUACGGCAUCGCCUACGGCCGCCCUUCUUCCAAUAUCCUAAUCCGCAACGUCACCCUCCGUUCCAUCAUCAGCGCCGGGCUAUCAAUCGGCAGCGAGAUGUCCGGCGGCGUCGCCAAUGUGACCGCAGAGAACGUCCUCAUUUUCGAAUCGCGGCGCGGAGUGCGCAUCAAAACUGCCCCUGGUCGCGGCGGCUACAUACAAAACAUUGAAUUCCGCAACCUCACCCUUGACAAUGUGCGCACCGGCAUCGUGAUCAAGACGGACUACAACGAGCAUGCGGAUGCGGGGUUCGACCCUCAGGCACUUCCGGUCAUUGACGGGAUAUCGUUCGAGGGCGUACGAGGACGUGGGGUGCGCGUGCCGGUGCGGAUGCACGGCAGUGAGGAGAUCCCGGUGCGUGGAGUGAAGUUCAGGGACUUGUUAGUUGGGAUCAGCUACAAGAAGAAGAGGAUCUUUCAGUGUUCUUAUGUGGAGGGGAGGGUUGUUGGACCGGUCUUCCCUGCGCCAUGCGAGGACCUUGAUCUUUAUGAUGAAGAAGGGCGGCUUGUGAAGCGGGCAACACAUAAGAACGAUAUCGUCGAGGUCGACUACGACGGGUAAUGGUGAGAUAACAGUUUGCGUUGGCAUAUCUUGAUCCUCGGUAUAAUUUAAUCAUUAUGAGAAGACAAAUUACAGGCAAAAACUGUUUACAUGGAAGUUCGUCUGGCUCAACAGCUGAUGCAUCUGACUAAAUCGGAGCAGGUAGUAGAAGAUGGAUAUGAUCUAUUUGCUGAUGACCAUCUUUUAUGUGCCAAAUUACUGUGGAGAGUGCUGACAAUUCUGGUGAACUAAUGAGAAUUGACAUCGUUUUCUGCUCCUUUCAAAUCCUCAUACCUUAUGCGAGAAAGGUAGGAGAUCAAUCCGAAUGAAGAACAAACGAAAAAAAAAAAAUCAUAGGACGAAGAAUAUCGAUUUUUUUACAAGGGCAAAAGCACACCAUUAGAAGAGGAAAAAAAAGCAAAAAGAAAAAAGAGAAAAGGGAAAAUUCUUAUCCCCUGUUGUGUUUUCUACACUUGUCAUGCUACUAUCUUGUUGGUAGAAGUAAAAAAUGCAUAUGUUUGGUGGCGUACAGGCAGGCUCAAUAAUUGUUUAUAUCUUGAUUUAUUUUCAAUUGAAGUCCAUUGUAAGCUACAUUUUUCCUUCUACAAAGAUUAGAUUUUUGCUU
Molecule: messenger RNA, 2239 nt
Organism: Dendrobium catenatum
Lineage: Eukaryota; Viridiplantae; Streptophyta; Magnoliopsida; Asparagales; Orchidaceae
Product: probable polygalacturonase
Exons: 5
Coding region: 154-1635 (493 amino acids)
Biological process (GO): carbohydrate metabolic process
Molecular function (GO): polygalacturonase activity
Source: RefSeq, a predicted model, not a curated record